ACUUGAACGAGGAGGCGGCUGCACGCGAUGUCCGAGCGGGACCAAGCCGAAGUUUGCCCUCUGCUUUCGAUGCAUGGCACGCACAUAUAAUGUGAGUACAUUACUCGCUUCCAACAUACGGACGCAAUUCGGCGUAGAGUCAGAGUAAGGAUAAAUGCGAAGUUGCGGUGACGCCCGUGUUGCCGCUGGCGACAUUGAUUAUGGGCGCCUAUUCGAUCUUGUGAGAUCUGAGAUGCCGUGGGGUCGGCCGAACCCUCCCCCUCAUCAUGUUCCUUGUCGAGUCAUUUUGCCCCGCUGACUCAACAGACCGCACGCUGUUGGUCGGCUGCUUUAAGCUGCAUUUCUCGACUCAUCACUUUCAAGACUCACAUCUCCUCUCUUACGUCCACCAUCAUGCCUGCGCCAGUUACGCAGCCUCGCACGCUUUACGACAGAAUCUGGGAUGACCAUGUCGUCGAUGUCAAGGAGGAUGGUCUUGCUCUCAUCUACAUCGACAGACAUCUCGUUCACGAAGUGACGAGUCCUCAGGCCUUCGAGGGCCUUCGUAGCGCAGGUCGUCGGGUGCGCCGAACGGACUGUACUUUGGCUACUGUCGACCACAACAUCCCUACGGCAUCGCGCAAGAAUCUUACGUCUGUCGAGUCAUUCAUUGAGCAGCCAGACUCAAGAGCGCAAUGCCAGGCGCUGGAGGAGAACGUGAAGGAUUUCGGCUUGACCUACUUCGGCAUGAAGGAUAGGAGACAGGGUAUCGUCCACAUCAUCGGGCCUGAGCAAGGCUUCACUCUCCCUGGCAUCACAUGUGUCUGCGGUGACUCGCACACUUCGACGCACGGCGCGUUCGGCUCCCUCGCGUUUGGUAUUGGCACGUCCGAGGUCGAGCAUGUCCUCGCCACGCAGACCCUCAUGCAGAAGAAGAGCAAGAACAUGCGGAUCAGCGUCGAAGGCAAGCUGCCGGAGGGCGUCACCUCGAAAGACGUGGUCCUGCACAUCAUCGGUGUGAUUGGCACGGCCGGUGGCACAGGCUGCGUCGUCGAGUACGCCGGGAACGUCAUCCGCGACUUCAGCAUGGAGGCGCGCAUGAGCAUCUGCAACAUGAGUAUCGAGGGUGGCGCGCGCGCAGGUAUGAUCGCGCCGGACGAGAUCACCUUCGCGUACCUCCGGAACCGACCGCUCGCGCCGAAGGGCGAGGUCUGGGACCGCGCCGAGCAGUACUGGCGCACGCUCAAGACAGACGAGGGCGCAAAGUUCGACAUCGAGGUCAACAUCCGCGCGGAGGACAUCCUCCCGACCGUCACCUGGGGCACGUCCCCGCAGGACGUCGUGGCCAUCACGGGCAAGGUGCCUGACCCCGCCGCGAUCGAUGACGAGAAGAAGCGCGCGGCCGUUGAGCGCGCGCUGAAGUACAUGGGCCUCACGCCAAACACACCCAUGGAGGACGUCACGAUCGACAAAGUCUUCAUCGGCUCGUGCACUAACUCGCGCAUCGAGGAUCUGCGCUCCGCCGCGCGCAUCGUUCUCGCUGCGGGCCCCGAUGCGAAGGUCGCGCCAAACGUGUCUGCGAUGGUUGUCCCGGGCUCGGGGCUCGUCAAGCAGCAUGCGGAGGCGGAGGGCCUCGACGUCAUCUUCAAGCGCGCGGGCUUCGAUUGGCGCGAGGCGGGCUGCUCGAUGUGCUUGGGUAUGAACCCGGACCAGCUGAGGCCAGAGGAGCGCUGCGCAAGUACGAGCAACCGCAACUUCGAGGGCCGGCAGGGCCCGCGUGGUCGCACGCACUUGCUGAGCCCUGCGAUGGCGGCUGCGGCUGCGAUGACGGGUAAGCUUGCGGACGUGCGGAAGUUCCUGGGUGUCGAGACGACGUCGCAGGCCAAGCUGAAGGUCACAAGCGCCCUGGAUCUGUUGUCCGACGACGUCCUGCCGCCACCUGAGCCCCAGCAGGAGACGACGAGCACGUCCACGUCCACCGCUGACAAGCCCUUGCCGUCCGCGGAGACGCCCUCUAGCAUGCCACCGUUCCGUGUGCUCAAGGGCAUUGCGGCGCCCUUGCACAUCGAGAAUGUUGACACGGACAUGAUCAUUCCUGCGCGGUUUUUGAAGACGUUGAAGCGCACUGGGCUGGCGAAUGCGUUGUUCUUCGCUCUGCGGAACAACGCGCAGACAGGCGAGAAGACCGACUUCAUCAUCAACCGGGAGCCGUACACCCAGGCGAAGAUCCUCGUGUCGGACGGGCCGAACUUCGGUUGCGGUAGCUCGCGUGAGCACGCGCCAUGGGCUCUGAAGGACUUCGGUAUCUUGUCCGUGAUCGCUCCCAGUUUCGGAGACAUCUUCCGCAACAACUGCAUGCAGAACGGCAUGGUUCCAAUCGUCCUGCCCCAGGCCCAAUGCGCCGCCCUCGCAGAGGACGCUGAGGCACAGAAGGUCCUCGAGGUCGAUUUGGAGAAGCAGGAGGUGCGCCGGUCAAACGGCGAGGCCUACCCCUUCGAGAUCGAUCCCUUCCGGAGACAUUGCCUGCUGAACGGCCUGGACGACAUCGCGCUGACGCUGCAGAAGGUGGACAGUAUCGAGGAGUUUGAGAAGCGAAGGAGCGAAAUGUGGCCGUGGCUGGAUGGCUUUGGCUACAAGGGCACGAAGAUCCCCGUGUCGCCGAAAAAGAACACGAAGAUGGAGUGGUGAGCUUGUACGAGGUGGGAGAUGUGAAAAUAGCUGCUCGUAUGCGAGCUUGUGUACUUCUUGUUCUCACUGCUCAGUGCUUUUGUAUUACAUUGUCACAGUAGUCGCGAUUUACAAUGAUGUGUCAAAUACAUAAGUCAAGAUACCUCAGUCCAAGUUCAGACAGAGGGUGUUGCUUUCCGCUAUA
Messenger RNA from Rhodofomes roseus, 2851 nucleotides. Its product is annotated as aconitase family-domain-containing protein. The record is from RefSeq and is a predicted model, not a curated record. Gene Ontology annotation, molecular function: 3-isopropylmalate dehydratase activity; 4 iron, 4 sulfur cluster binding. Gene Ontology annotation, biological process: L-leucine biosynthetic process. The transcript has 7 exons. Gene Ontology annotation, cellular component: 3-isopropylmalate dehydratase complex. NCBI's taxonomy places the organism in Eukaryota, Fungi, Basidiomycota, Agaricomycetes, Polyporales, Fomitopsidaceae. The coding region runs from base 394 to 2667 and encodes 757 amino acids.